This is a messenger RNA of Pomacea canaliculata, 4936 nucleotides long. RefSeq names its product trafficking protein particle complex subunit 10-like. Gene Ontology annotation, biological process: early endosome to Golgi transport; intra-Golgi vesicle-mediated transport. The record is from RefSeq and is a predicted model, not a curated record. NCBI's taxonomy places the organism in Eukaryota, Metazoa, Mollusca, Gastropoda, Architaenioglossa, Ampullariidae. Gene Ontology annotation, cellular component: TRAPPII protein complex.
UAUCACUUGUAAUCGCCAGGUGAAUCAGCAUUGUUGUAAUUUCCGGUUGGCGUGUUAUGAAAAAGUUUACCUCUCUUCUGAAACGUCAAACGACAAAUUGUGUGCAAUGACAUGGAGGCAAAGCCAAUAAUAACAUGCCAUGGAAAUCAGACUUUGUUUUCAUCCCUCCAUCAAAUUGUUGUAAAUGGACUACCAAAGGAGGUGUGUGAAUGGAGAAGGUCAUUUGGACGAGCACCACGUUCAGUUCAGCUCGAGGGCAGCUUCGUGCCUUAUGACCCUGAUAUACUGCCUGAAGAGGACACUAAGACCCUUGUUAGUCGGCCCUACUUCCAUAUCUACUGGACCGAUUGUGAUCUCGAUACCUACAAGCAGUCAGUGAAAGAUGAACUGAUGGAAUGGCACGCUGCACUCAGAGCCAAGAACAUUCCUGACUGGCUCAUUGUCGUUGUAAUUCCGGAUGAAAGCAAAAUAAAAUCCAAGUUACUGCCACGAUCAUCAGUUGCUGACAAAGUUCGUAGUGACUUUUGCAGCAAGCAGCCUGAAAGAAGUGCUGUUGUUAUAGAACCUCUGAAGUCAGAGCCAAAAUCUGUUGAGUCUUGGAAUCACUUCUUUCAGAAGCUGCGAACUCUUUUACUGCAGGCAUAUAAUCGUCACUUGAACAAAUAUGAAGAAAAUAUGCGUGCAUUAAGAGAAAAACGUAAUGAGCCUGGUUGGACCUAUUUUGAAUAUUUUUCAGUGCAGGAGGAACUUGGCUUUAUGCUGGAGAUUCUAGGACUCAAAGACGAUGCUUUGAUCCAGUAUGAUGAACUGGAAGCUAUGUUUGAUCAGUUUGUUGAGAAUCAUGCAAAUGGAGAGAUGGUGAAGUGGUUGUCUCCCUUGGUACGUCCUUGCAAAAGUUGGUUAGGCCUGUCACUGGCCAAAUCACUAGAUCAUGACCUGCGGGAUCGUGUCAAGCACAGCCUCACUUCUCUGCUGGAGUUCCGAAAUUAUCUUUUCAGUCGUCAGGCAGCACUUCUCUUCUCCAUGGGUCGGGCCUGGGAAGUGGCUGAGAGGGCCUUAAACUUUCUUCACAAUACUGUGGUCGAAAUAAAGUGUUUAGAGGUUGAGGUGCCAGAGGGGGGAUUAGAGUGCUGGGCUGUCUUAAGUGGCCUUGAGAUUUUGGCAGCAUGUCAGAAGCAUGAUACAGGACAGGUAGACAAAUGUGCCCUCUUUACUGCACACCUAUGGGAUCACAUACGAAACAAGUUGAAGAAGCUGGGGCAGAUGUAUGGACUCAUGCCAGGAAUCACCCCAUCAUCAAAACAGCUCAGUCAUCUUGUUGAUCUGAUGGCUGGAAUGAUAUCUGAUGAUGUAGAGUCUGUUGCAAAGGUGCGCCCAGUGGAUAAGUUGCGUGAAGCUUUGUCAUCUUCAGAGUCCUUCAAAAAACACUACCUAGAAACCUGUGAGCUUGCAAUGGGAACAUACAAACACAUCAGUCGUUUUCGCUCUUCUCGCAUGAUUGGCAGGGAUCUGGCCCAUUUCUAUAUGAAGGCAGGAGAACCUGCUAAGGCUGAGGCUUUUCUGUGUGAUGCUAUCAAGCUGUACAGUCAGGAAGGGUGGACAAGGCUUGCUCAUGGAACACUGAGGGAACUGGCAGCAUGUCAGAAACUAAUUGGAGAAAAAAGCAGGUUUCUGGGAACAGCACUUGAAAUCACAUGCAGCAACUGCUUAGAUGAGACAGAUCGUGUUCAGCACUUUAAUGACAUAAUUACUGUACUAAAGGAAAAUGUGAAUUUAAGUGUCCAAGGACAAGGAAUCAUGGAGCUGAAACAGAUUAAACUAAUGCAGAAUAUGGCAAAGACCGAUGAUCUGGUUACUAUGACAAUACACUUCAUUAGCCACUUGCCACAGCCAGUUAUCUGUGACACAAUUCAAGUGGCCCUCACACCUUGCCCUGCUUUUCAGCUGACAAAGAUUAACCAAGAGGGCGAUUCAAAAUCAGUUCAGCGUAAAUCAAGUCUUCCCUGGGAAUCACAAAUGCGAUUAAUUUUAAUACAGACAGGCUUUCUUCACAGCUUUUCAGACACUCAUUUCCUUCCAAAAUUCGUGCACGAGCCAUGUAUGCGGCGCCAGGGUAGAGUGAUUGUGGCAGGAUUGGCAUGUGACAAUGCUCCUGAGCUCCUGAAGCGAACAGACAGUUCUGCGAGUGAAGUUGUUUCCCCUGAACUGAUUGUCAAGGGAGAUUAUUCUAUGUGCUUCUUGGCAUCAGAUGUCCUGAUUCAACCAGGAUUGAAUGAAGUUGAGUUGGUAAUGAGGGCUGGUGGUGAAGGAACUUUCUAUCCAAGUCAGUCAUGUGUAAUGAUAAAAGGUCUUGAAAUUCUCCAGUCUUUGCCAGCAAGUGACCUUCAACUUCAUGUAGCAUGUCAUGGCCCUAGGAUCACAUUAACACCCAAAAACUCCGUAUUUGAUUUCAUUUUGGGAAUAGAGCAAUCAGCUACUCUGACAUUUUACACUGGGAGCCAGAACUUACUAAAUGACACUGUUGCCACGCUGCACUCCACCCCAGCGUUAACUGUAAAAACUCUUGAUGGAGAUGAAAAUAGGCUGAGGCUCCAGGCUCAGAUACCACACACCUCCUGUGACUUAGAAAUUAGCAUUUACAUGCCCUUCCUUCUAGUGUGCCAGCUUCCUGUGCAGCUGAGGAAGUAUGUUCAAAUUUCUUUAGAGGGAAGCUCAAAAGAAUAUAUGGUAAUCACCUCCCCUCAAUUGUCUGCCUCUAACUGCAUGUUCAGCUUCAUCAAUCAGGGCAAAGACUGGUCUGGGAAAUUAAAGCAAGAGGAGAAUAUUCAUGAACAUCAUGAACUAGACGUGAAUGCCAUGUUUGUCUGCCAGUUCACCUGUAGCUUGGACCUGGCACAGCAGCCACGAUCUUUCAACUACAAGUGCCAUCUCAGUCACUUUCAGACCUGGUACACUGUGGACUACAGCUUGUCAGGGAAGUCACAGUCAACAGUGUCUGUGUCAUUUGAAAGCAGCAGAGGUGACAGCAGAGAUGUUGUUGGGUACCAGGCUGGUCAAAUGCAUAUGCUGAAUCUCUCAGUAACACCAGUAGCUGCACACUGCUCACCCUUCCGACCAGAGCUGCUGGCUUACAGAAUUGCUGCUGAUCCCUCAAUAUGGGCACUAUUAGGGAAGACCACAGGUGUUUUCAGUGUGAAGGAUCACCCAUUCAGAGCUCAGCUAAAUGUAAUACCCUUGGCUGCUGGCUUCAGACAUCUUCCCAGGGUGCAGCUGUACCGCUAUGUGGGUGAUCAAAAACAGCAUAAUGAGGAUGACGAAGAAGUGUGGGUGAAAAGAAAGGGUGCUGGGGACACGAGGCUGACUUCAGAGCCUCAUAGUGGCGAGGAUUGUGACCUUGAUCUUGAUGGCCUUGAGGAAUUGACAGAAAGUCGGGUGUAUAAUUCCAGUCUUGCCAAGCAGGUGCACGUUUUCCCCACUGCUGCCACUAGCGAUAUGGAGGUGUGUGUUGCUGUGUAAAUUUGUGCAUUUAUGUACCAUUGACUGCAGCUGUAGUUCUAACACAGAAGCAUGAGAUUUGCCCCCCAAGGGACCAAAGCAUGAAGCAGCUAAUGUGGGUAACUCUGGAAUUUGGGAGUUUUUCUCCCCUCUCCCCACCCGAAGGUCUGUUUUAUGAAAAUAAACCUUCAACUAUCACUUACCUACCAGUUCUGCUUGUGAAUGACAGUCUUUCUCCCUCAUGAAAUUCAGCCAUCAUGUCAGAAAAAAAUUAAAAAAUAAGCUUUUAGUUGUGUCAAAUUAAACAUGUUGUCCUUCUUUAAAGAAACUUAAAUCAUUUGUAUCUGUUUUUUUUCUCCCUUUUUCCCCCGUCCUAUAUGUAUUUUCCUUCUUUUCUCACCUGUUUCUUUCACUCAGAACGUGUAACAUUUUUAUACAUCUUUCUUAACAGUUUGAUUUUAAAUUGUUAUGUAUCCUACAUGUAUAGUCUCAAGUGUGAUGGCGUUAGGGAAGUCACACUGUAUGUAGUAAGUAACAUGAGUGGCAACUUCUCUUGCUUCUGCCAUAACAAAAAUAGCAAGAUGCAUCAUAGUAUCACUAGAACACUUUGUGUUGGAUUUGUCUGACCUGAUUUGCACUUCUGGAUCAUAGGAUCCAUCUGUAGCUACAUGAACUGGCAUCUAAAUAGACACCUAGAGGUCGUGACGUUGCUAAUGGACCAUGUGAACCUCUGAGGUACCUAGCUUACAUCUCUGAGCUAUGGUCCCUGUUAGUCACAGUUAAUCCCUUUAAAUGACUUGAGUUGUGGGAGACAGGUGGAAUGCCAAUGUUAGGGUGAGGGAGUGCUUUAUUUUUUAGGAAAGAGUCAAUAAAUUGUAAAGGUUGUGCAAACACGACAAAAGUGAAUAUUACUUUACCCAUACAGAGUGAUAUGUAAGGGUGGUGCUUUAAUGGGUUCACUAGCCGCAAUAAAAAAUUUGAAGAAUGCCCAGGCUUUUUUUUGCCUGAGAAAAAAAAGGGUAUAUGUUUUCCUUAUGUGUAUUGUUUCGGGAAGUUCUUGCAGAGGAAGAAUGCUGUUUCCAAGUUAUUCUUUUUUUUUCUUGUGUGCUUACUUUUCUCACAGAAAAUCAAAUAAGUAAUACUUAUGUAUUUAUUUCAAAGAAAUUUUUUGUCUGUGAUAAAUGAAUAUAUAGAUAUUGUAUAUCAUGUCUCAAUAGUAUUCUGGAGUUUUUCUGAGUUCCUAGAAGAAUUUAUUGUCAUCAUACAUGUUAUCACCUUUGUUGUCCUAAGUAUUUCUGGUGCCCUUAUUAUUUUAUUAAUGUAAAACAUGAUCAUUCAACCUUAAUGGUACAGAUUUUAAGCAGUCUCCUAUACACUCUGUACUGUGCUACACAUUAAGGAAUUUCACACAGAAAUAAAAUCAAGUAAUGACGAAAUUUCA